This is a messenger RNA of Meira miltonrushii, 360 nucleotides long. RefSeq lists its product as uncharacterized. Bases 137 to 328 code for a protein of 63 amino acids. The transcript has a single exon. The record is from RefSeq and is a predicted model, not a curated record. NCBI's taxonomy places the organism in Eukaryota, Fungi, Basidiomycota, Exobasidiomycetes, Exobasidiales, Brachybasidiaceae.
CAGCGCAGGAUCUCAAGCUGAGAAUCAAGAAUGCAAACAACAAUAAAUAAUUCGUGUCUCUUUCUUUGUUGUUUAGGCAAAUUAGAAGUAACCAUUUGAUCUCUAUGUGAAAUUUUGAACUCAAACCCCCCAAACGAUGAUAAACAAAAAGACAAACCCGUGUAAAAUUUUAUUCGAUCCGUUCAGCUCUUUUCUUUUUGGCAAUCUUAUUCUCCUUUCUCUCUUUCUCUUUGUUGACGUGAUCUUUUCACUCCCUUGCUUUCUAUACGUGUGUUUUGUCUUUUUCCCUUCCCUCAAAUUCAAUAAAACAAUAUUAACGACAAGAUGAUAUACACAAUGUGUCUAGAAGUAGCUUUCAAA